AUGGAGUUCCAACGUUCGAAAGUUGGGGUACUUUGGUCAUUUAUUCUCUUCCCCGCAAUCCUUCUCUCGUCCAUCAACUCAUGCUCAUCCUCGGUAAUUUCAUUGAGAAAUGAGACCGAUCGACUAGCAUUGCUUGCAUUCAAAGAUGGUAUUUCUGAAGAUCCUCUCGCAAUCUUGAGCUCAUGGAAUGAUUCUCUUCAUUUCUGCGAAUGGGAGGGAGUCACCUGCAGUCUCCGCCAUCAUCAAAGGGUCACCAUCUUGAACCUCAGGGGCCACCGCUUGGUGGCCCACUUAUCACCUCAUGUAGGCAACCUAUCCUUCCUGAAAAGUAUCGAUCUCUCCACCAACAAUCUCAAAGGCCAAGUCCCACAUGAAAUCGGCCGUUUAUUCCGGUUGCAGCAUCUCGAUCUGUCCGUAAAUUCACUCCAUGGAGAAAUCCCAGCCAACCUGACUCAUUGCUCGGAACUUCGAAACAUUAGCCUCAUGUACAACCAGCUUGUUGGAAAACUUCCUGCUGACCUUGGCUCCUUGUCUAAGCUAAUCGAGAUUGUUGUCUCCCACAACAAUCUCACAGAAACUAUCCCACCUUCCAUUGGGAACCUUUCUUCUCUUGCUGUCCUUCGUCUGAACUAUAAUCUCUUCCAUGGACCGAUUCCAGAGGAAAUUGGUCAAUUGGCAAGUUUGGUAGAUUUUCGUAUCGGCUUCAAUCAAUUAUCAACUAUGGUUACACCGCCACUUUAUAAUCUCUCAUCGGUACAAAUGUUCGACGUAACAAAUAAUCAGCUAUAUGGGAGCAUUAGGCGCGACCUAGGCCUUGUGUUUCCCGACCUGCGGGAGAUUUAUGUGGGUGGAAACCAAUUAAUUGGAUCCAUUCCAUUUUCGUUAUCAAAUGCAUCAAAUCUCAAAAUAGUUGAUUUCGGCUAUAAUAAUUUUAGUGGACCUGUGCCUUCGAAUCUAGGAAAUCUACGGCGCCUCUCUUUUUUCAAUAUUGCUAAGAAUAAGCUUGGAAGUAUGGGAGGUGAUGAUUUGAGCUUCCUCACUUCGCUAUCCAACUGUACUCAUCUGGAAUCAAUAGGUGCAGGCAGGAAUAAUCUCGUAGGUGUGUUGCCUGACUCUAUUGCUAAUUUCUCGUCGCAAUUUAGAAGAUUCUUCUUAGGAGGGAACAGGAUAUAUGGAUCCAUUCCAAAGGUAAUUGAGAAUCUCGUCAACUUGAUUGCUCUUUCUUUGGAUGAUAACUCCUUGAAGGGCACUCUUCCAGAGGGCAUCGGGAAGCUUAACAAGUUGCAAGCAUUGUAUCUGGGUGGAAACAAACUUUCGGCGAAAAUUCCAUCUUCAAUAGGUAACAUCACUCAAUUGAGCCGACUCCUGCUGAAUAUAAAUGAUUUCCAUGGAAAUAUACCAUCAAGCUUCAGGAACUUGAGAUUCAUGGAACUCCUGUACCUUUCGGCAAAUAACCUCACGGGUAGGGUAAUUACACAAAACGGUGCGAAUUUUAUCAACUUGUCUCGUAAUUCAUUCACUGGAUCCUUGGUAAUGGAAGUUGCAAACUUGGAAAAUAUUGGGGGAUUGGACGUCUCAGAGAACAAACUAUCAGGUGAAAUUCCAGAAACAUUGGGAAACUGUAAAAGCUUGGAAAUCCUCCAUAUGAAUGGUAAUUUGCUUCAAGGAACCAUUCCACAGUCUUUCAGUGCUCUAAAAGGUUUAGAGUAUAUGGAUCUCUCACACAAUAACUUAUCUGGGCAGAUUCCAAAAUACUUUGAGAAUUUUACCUUUUUACAGUAUUUGGAUUUGUCUUUCAAUAAUUUUGAGGGAGAAGUGCCAAAAGGGGGGGUGUUUAAAAAUGCUGAAGCUAUUUCAGUUUUUGGAAACAAUGGACUCUGUGGAGGCAUCCCCGAACUAAACUUGCCACCAUGCCACAAGCAAGCUCCGAAGAAACGAGAAACAUCUCCUUCUCAUAGAGUAACACUCAUUAUUAUUACUGCAGUUUCAUCGUCAAUUUUAUUAGCAUGCAUUGUUGCUGCUCUUUGUUGGAUGAGAAGCUCGGGAAAGAAACCUUCUUCUGCCUCUUCCACAGAGAAUCAGUGGUUACAAAUUUCUUAUGCGAAUCUCCUUCAAGCAACAGAUGGGUUCUCUUCAGCUAAUUUAAUUGGUGUGGGAAGUUUUGGUUCUGUAUACAAAGGAAUUCUAGAAGGCUUUGAAACACUUGUUGCAGUGAAGGUACUCAACCUCCUACAACAAGGAGCUUUUAAGAGUUUUGCAGCUGAAUGUGAAGCAUUAAGAAACAUUCGACAUCGAAAUCUUGUCAAGAUCUUAACGGUUUGCUCGAGCAUUGAUUUUAAUGGCAAUGAUUUCAAAGCUCUAGUGUUUGAGUACAUGCCAAAUGGUAGUCUGGAGAAGUGGUUGCAUCCAAAUGUGGAUGAACAACCUCAAUUGAGGAAUUUGAAUCUUACACAAAGGCUAAAUAUAGCCAUUGAUGUGGCUUCGGCAUUAGAUUAUCUUCAUCAUCAUCACCAAACACCAAUUGUUCAUCGGGACCUAAAACCAAGCAAUGUUCUUCUUGAUGAUGACAUGGUUGCCCAUGUGGGUGACUUUGGUUUAGCAAGGUUCCUCUCUGAAGCUGCAGAAAGUUGCUCUCAAAAUCAGACCAGCACAUCUGGGAUUAAGGGAUCUAUUGGGUAUAUUCCUCCAGAGCAUGGGAUGGGCGGCAAGGCGUCCACACAUGGAGAUGUAUACAGUUAUGGGAUCCUUCUACUCGAGAUGAUCACUGGAAAGCGACCUACUGAUGACAUGUUUAAGGACAAUCAGAGCCUUCAUCACUUUGCAAAGUCGGCUUUUCCUGAACAAGUAAUGGAGAUUAUAGAUCCUAGACUUCUCUCAGAAUAUUCUGAAGCUAUUCAAGACGGUGAAAAUCAUAACAAUUUGAGAGAUAGAAUGCAUGGUUGCUUGGUUUCAUUGGUCAGCGUUGGUGUAUCAUGUUCUGCAGAAUCGCCAAAGGAACGAAUGAAGAUGAAAAACGUUGUCAUCGAAAUGCAUGAAAUAAGAGACUUAUAUCUGGAUGUUGGGAUUCACCGACAGAGACAAAAUAGGCCCCUCUUGUUAGGUGAGGGUUCAUCUUACCACAAUAACUACUAAGAUUAGAUUAGUAGUUACAUUGAAGAAGAUUCCGAUAUAUAAUAGAACUGUUUGACAUUUUUCUCAAGAAGCUCUAGAUAUAUAUUGUUCUAGUGUUGAAUCUAGGGGAAGAUUUUCUUUUUUCUUUUUUCCUUUCCUUUGUUUAAUCUUGUUUUAAACAGAGACUUUGUUGCAGAUACAAUUAUUAGAAUGGGUAAAUAAAAGGGCCAAGG
Molecule: messenger RNA, 3344 nt
Organism: Magnolia sinica
Lineage: Eukaryota; Viridiplantae; Streptophyta; Magnoliopsida; Magnoliales; Magnoliaceae
Product: probable LRR receptor-like serine/threonine-protein kinase At3g47570
Exons: 2
Coding region: 1-3132 (1043 amino acids)
Biological process (GO): protein phosphorylation
Molecular function (GO): ATP binding; receptor serine/threonine kinase binding; protein kinase activity
Source: RefSeq, a predicted model, not a curated record